AAUAUGACAUGCGUUGCCUUUGACAUGAUUAAGGUAACUACUGUGCAGGUGCAUGACAGCAAUAGCAUUUGACAUGUCAAAGAUAUUUAAUUUGGGGCUUUCUGCAGAGACCAAAGCGAAUCGGAUGACGAUCUGAUUUCCGGUCAGUUUUGUUGUUACUUGCAAAACAGUACUUGGUUAUGAUUUGAGCAAGAUACAUUGAUCCCAGAUCUGCGUUUACCGGCAACCUCCGUGUGCUGGCGACCACGUGUCUGUGCGCUGACCAAUGGCAACGCUCCUAGCUAUAGCUGAACGAAGCCAUGUGAGGAUCUGUAAAAUGGCGGCGCAGUGGCGUGGAAAAGAUGAGCUUAUAAUCACCGGCAACAUGGACUUUCUGACCGCAAACACAUUCAAUGAGGCUGUCCUGGGUAAAGGGGAAGUCAGUGAUCUGGAAAUGGACACUCACUCCUGCCUGGACCCUUCCAUCCUGGCUAUGUUUGAAGACUCCGCCGUAGCUGCAGAGACUAGGAGCAGACUGGAUGAGGAGAGUGAGUCCACGUUGUUGACAGCUCUAACGGAGAUCCUGGACAGUGUUGACGAUGAGACCCUGUCUCCCUUUGACACCCUGCCUGACACUGGGCUCUUCUCUGACCAGAGGCUACGGGACAACUCCCCGUUGAGGCGGCUGCUGAGUUUAACACGGUCUCCACCUGAUAAAGAAGCACUCUUUCGUUCCAUAAAGACCCCCUCUUCAACUUCAUCCCCCUCUUCCUCUGUUGGAAAGGUUGAGACAGUCAUUCCAGACAGACCCUGGAGGACUAGGCUAACUCCCAGAGCCCAGGGCUCUUCCACAUCCACACAGAGGAGCGAUGGAGAGGAGGAGGGGGGCGGCAAGGUCCACAUUCACAGCCCGCCUCACGGCUUCAAUCUGACCAAUCAGGACUCGGGAGAACUCUCCCUCGACCGAUCAGAAGUGAGAGCGCUGAACUCUGUAGAGAAGGACCAUGGCUACUCCUCUACAGUGUCCCUGGUGGACCUGGUGAAACUCAUGCACCCCUACUGCCUGAGGGUGUGCCUGGAUGAGGAGGGGAAGGACUGGGUCAGCACAUCCAGGCAGGGGGCCUCCUCCCUGGGGGAACGGAGCGCGGACCAGAGUGUACCCCUGGAGGGCGAGGUGUGGAGGUAUACAAAGCCUGGUUCGGAAGAGAGCGACGAGGAAAUUGAUGUGGACGGAUCAGAUGACGAGUGUCCCUCGGUAGGAGGGAUGAAGGAUGAGAAAGAGGGGGAUGGAGAACAGGGAAGUAAAGGUGAAGAAGUGAAGCAACUAAAAAGUCUACUUGUGAAGUGGGACGGGCCCACAGAAGGCCAGAAGACCAAGAACAAAAAAAGAGUGAGCUUCGGACCUGUCCUGGUGACAUCCUACGAGCUACCAGCAGCAGACGAACCUGACUUAAACGUGCUCCCGGACUUGAGCGAGCUCACCAGCCAAAUCAACACCAAAACAACGACCAUUUCCCUCACCACAUCCUCUCCGGAGUCUUCAGCAGCAUCUUCAAAGGACAGCCAGCAUCAGGUUGGAACUGACUUGCCUGAAAGGACCGGAGAAAAGUCGUCGUCGGAGCCUCCACCACAGCGAGGCGAGUCCAAGCCCAGACCGGCCCUCAGUCUCCAGCAGUACCGCCUGCUGCGUCAGCAAAGACUACCCCUGGUGGGGAAACCUGAGAAUUACACCACCAAAUGGCCCUCUCUACCUGAAACCCCCACGGAGUUGCCUCCUAUACCCUAUUUACAAGGACCUAAAUAUAACAUGUGGGGACCAACGACACCACAUCAUUACAUAGGAAGUAAAACAGGGGGUGAUGUCAGUGAAUUCAAGCCUAUAGCUAAGACAAGGACGAAGAUGGUCUCUCCUGCUUGUCCCAGUAAACCUGGUAAAGGUAUUGGCAUCAAUGGAUCAAAGCCUGUAAGAAGUGGGACUAAGACUCCUCCUACCAGCUCAGCUUUAAAGCCCAAACACAACUCAAAGGAAGCUAAAUCUGCAAAUGAUGUUGGUGUAUUAAAGCCUAUUUGGACUGAGACCAUCUCUCCUGCUAGUCCCUUACCAAGUCCCAACCUGAACUCCAACUCAGUGGCGGGUCUGGGCCAGAACAGGACUAACCCAGAAAAGAGUGCUGUUGCGGUCAGUAGCGACCCCCCAAACCCUGUCCUGGUCCCACUACCAGGAACCCGUCCAUCUUUGGAUAGAUUUGAUAGGAGCUGUGGGACCAACCAGGGGAAGCAGGAACAAUCUCUACCUCCAUCCACCACCCAGGAGUCUCCAGGACCCAAGCCCAAAAUGGUGUUCUGCAACCGGGAUCCAAGCCUGAAGAGCAACAGUCUCCUCCUUGAGAUCCAGCGGAGGUUCUCCACCAAACAACCAUCGUGGAAACCACUUCACACCCAAAACACUGCAGAGACCACGAAACAAGGGGAUCAGCCUCGCUCUCUCAGCCCAAGGAAAGGAAUCGAGACGGUACCAGAAGGGUCCAAGUUUUCCCCAAGUGCACCAGUAAUGGCAAGUCCAUCGUCCAGCCCCUCAGUCCAUCCACCCACCCAUGCUGUUGCUCCUUACCCAGAGAUAGAGAGGGCAGAGCGGGUAGCCAUUGGUAACCUCCCCCGUGUCCGACUGUCCACCUCUCCAGAGAGUAACACCUGCAUACAGACCCCCACCUGCGGCACAGGAAUCCAAGCCCCAGAUCUGACCAGCCUUCUGGAGCGGUUUGAGGAAACACAAGCCAAAGAGGAGACUGAGAGUGAACCUGAAGGCAGUCCAGAUAGGAGCCCUGUUAGAGAUGAAGAGCCGAGCAACAACACUGAAGGGAUGCUGACACUGCUGGGUGCCUAUCUCCUCAGCACCCAAGAUAAACUCUGUCUUCCAGCACCCACUGGCUUUCCAGAACUUGUCAACACACUUGAACCCCUCAGAACUCCGGAGCCCCUCAGAACUCCGGAGCCCCUCAGAACUCCAGCACCCCUCAGAACUCCGGAGCCCCUCAGAACUCCGGAGCCCCUCAGAACUCUGGAAUGUUGCGAUACUCAGGAACCUCUCAGCACUCAGGAACAGGCCCCUGCACAGCCGUGCUGGAAACCUCUUACCCCUGUCGCACCUCAGAGGAAGCAACCGGCGACCCCCAAACCUCUCCCUCCCAAGGCCAUCCAAAUCAUCGACCCCCGUCCUCUACCACCCAAAAAGGCCCACCCCCUCCCCCCAAAGCCCCCUGUCAUCCCCCCUGAGUUCCAGACACCAGUAUCUGUCUCCUCGGACCACGACUACUGUCUAUCUCAGGAUCAACCAGGGAGUAAUACUACUAUGUUAUGCAGCAAAAGACAAACCAUACUCCCCGACCACCAACCAAUUCCCAACCCCUCCUCAGUGCCCGGCACACAGAACUCUGAGAAAUAUUUGCGGCAGCAGCAGCCAGUGGACUCCAGGACUGUUCCAGAGACACAACUUCCCUCAGACUCUGCUCCGCCAUCUACAGAGAGCUCCCCCUCUAGGACGGAUGCCAUUACUGCAGGGGAGACACAGGAAGAGAGAACCAGCCCCUGCAUCCCCUCCCCUCCUUCACCCAGUCCCCCUGCCAGAGGUAGGAGGUCGUCCCGGCGCUAUCGGACAAGGUCUUCAUGCUCGGACUCAAGCUCUAGGUCCCCUUCUUCAUCGUCAUCUUCCUCAUCCUCCUCCUCUCGAUCCAGGUCUCGCUCUCCACCCCGAAAGAGGUAGGUUCAAAUUCUGUGUG
Messenger RNA from Oncorhynchus keta (chum salmon), 3755 nucleotides. RefSeq names its product peroxisome proliferator-activated receptor gamma coactivator-related protein 1-like. Gene Ontology annotation, cellular component: nucleus. Lineage: Eukaryota; Metazoa; Chordata; Actinopteri; Salmoniformes; Salmonidae. The coding region runs from base 266 to 3739 and encodes 1157 amino acids. Gene Ontology annotation, biological process: positive regulation of transcription by RNA polymerase II. The transcript is spliced from 9 exons. The record is from RefSeq and is a predicted model, not a curated record. Gene Ontology annotation, molecular function: transcription factor binding.